Messenger RNA from Penaeus vannamei (Pacific white shrimp), 840 nucleotides. The record is from RefSeq and is a predicted model, not a curated record. Lineage: Eukaryota; Metazoa; Arthropoda; Malacostraca; Decapoda; Penaeidae.
AUGACCCGAAUAGCGAAAGCCAAAUUGCCUUCAUCCUAUGUGGAUACACGGUUGCAACGUGUAAUGGACUGGGAGUAUGAAAGGAAAGCGAAAUGGAAAAUGCAGAAAGUAGAACCUAAAUUCAAACGUAAAAAUACAGUGGCAAGAGCCAAGCCUAUAGCACUAGAUGAAACGUACAAAGAGUUAGAAGAAAAGGGUGAAGAAAGAAAAGCAUUGAGGAUUGCAAAAGCCCAGGAUAAAGCAACCAAAGACUACACCCAGAUUAGACAGAUCAAAGAUGGAGAAGGAAUGGUGCUAAAUGAAGAGGAAAAGAUCAGGGAUAGAUGGAAAAGCUACUUUAAAUCCUUGUUGAAUGAGGAAAAUCCUAGAGCAGGUUUUGAAGAUGGAGCUCUAAACCUUGGAGUGACUUGUGCUAUGGUUAGGCAGGAAGUUAGAGAGGCUUUGAGGAAGAUAGAAAAUGGCAAAGCGACAGGACCGGACGACAUACCUGCAGAAGUUUGGAAGUGUCUAGGAGAUGAAAGAAUACAUAUGUUGAUAAAUGAAAGUAGGAUAAGAAAGGAAACCGUCAUAGGUGAUGAGCAGUUUGGGUUUAUACCGGGAAAAGGAACCAUGGAUGCAGUUCUUGCGCUAAGGCAAUUGAUGGAAAGGCAUAGGGAAAUAAGGCAAGGCCUGCACAUGGUUUUUAUAGAUAUAGAGAAGGCCUACGAUAGAGUGCCAAGUCCUUAUCUGUUCGACCUCAUUAUGGAUGUAUUGGCGGAAGGAGUUCUAGAACAGGCUCCUUGGUGCAUAACUUUUGCAGACGACAUUUUUAUCGCCACUACCAGAGUAGAUCGAGCGUAA